AUGGCAACAAUGACGCUUUUUAGGCCCACUCAAUUACACAUGAACUCCAAAAUUAUCUUCAAUAGACCUUUCGAACUCGUAUUCAAGAAAUCUAAUCAAUUGAACAUGCUAGCAGGCAUGGGAUUUGGUAGACUAAUUCAAACAAGAUUCAUAACGGAGAACGCGGAAUCGGCAAAACGAGGAAAGGAUAAAUUACAUAAGAUAAUUUCUAAAUCACGACUACUAACGAGGUUGAACAAAAAUCCCAAAUUCUCUCAUUACUUUGACCGGAUUAGCGAGGCCGGUACGGUCCCAACAAUAACGUCAUUUUUCAUCUUGCAUGAAUUAACAGCAAUACUACCGCUUUUUCUACUAUGGUGGCUAUUCUAUAAUCUCGAUAUCUCUGAUGAUCUCAAGCUGCCCAACUUCUUAAACGGGUUAAUGGAGAGUUGUCAUGCUGCUAUGGAGAGAUUUGUUGGUAAGAGAUAUCAGGAAUGUCUCAACAAAAACAAACUGAUCUUGUCUGGCACAAUAGCUUACGUUACAGUUAAAUUACUUUAUCCGGUGCGCAUUUGUUUUAGUAUUUGGGGAGCACCGUAUUUUGGUAAAUGGUUAUUGCUUCCUUUUCAAAAGCUAAAGCACCUUAUUAAGAAAUAG
Molecule: messenger RNA, 636 nt
Organism: Saccharomyces eubayanus
Lineage: Eukaryota; Fungi; Ascomycota; Saccharomycetes; Saccharomycetales; Saccharomycetaceae
Gene: MRX11
Product: Mrx11p
Exons: 1
Coding region: 1-636 (211 amino acids)
Cellular component (GO): mitochondrion
Source: RefSeq, a predicted model, not a curated record